GCUACGUAGCCGGAAGCGGGUGGCGGCGGGGUGGGCGGCCGGCGAGCAUCUUCGGUGCAGUUCGCGGCGCCGCCGACCCCAGCCCGGACCCCCGCCCGACGGGCGCGCAGGAUCGAGCCCUGCCAGCUGGUGUAAAAGGGCCCUGCCAGCAGUAGGCGUCCGGAGGUCUGGAUUCAGCAGGUGUACUGGGUGGACAGGCAGGGUCCCCUGCACCAUGGCCAGCCCGAGAACCAGGAAGGUUCUUAAGGAGAUUCGGGUGCAGGAUGGAAACAACGUGUGCUUUGAGUGCGGUGCCUUCAACCCUCAGUGGGUGAGCGUGAGCUACGGCAUCUGGAUCUGCCUGGAGUGCUCGGGGAGGCACCGCGGGCUCGGGGUGCACCUCAGCUUCGUCCGUUCCGUCACCAUGGACAAGUGGAAGGACGCGGAGCUGGAGAAGAUGAAAGCGGGCGGGAACGCCAAGUUCCAGGAGUUCCUGGAGUCCCAGGAGGACUACGACCCCGGCUGGUCCCUGCAGGAGAAGUACAACAGCAAGGCCGCCGCCCUGUUUCGGGACAAGGUGGCCACUGUGGCCGAAGGCGGAGAAUGGUCCCUGGAGUCCUCGCCCGCCCGGAACUGGACCCCGCCUCGGCCCAAGAUGCUGCCAACCUGUGCCCACGGGGCCACUGGCCGGCCACAGAACUCCACCUCCAGCUCCGACAAGGCUUUCGAGGACUGGCUGAACGAUGAUCUUGGCUCCUAUCAAGGGGCGCCGGAGAACCGCUACGUGGGGUUUGGGAACACGGUGCCGCCUCAGAAGAAGGAAGACGACUUUCUCAACAGCGCCAUGUCGUCCUUGUACUCGGGCUGGAGCAGCUUCACCACCGGUGCCAGCAGGUUUGCCUCAGCCGCUAAGGAGGGCGCUACGAAGUUUGGAUCCCAGGCAAGUCAGAAGGUAACCCAGGGAGCCGCUGUUGAGGGUGCUAGGCUGGUCCCUUUCUCCUGUGCCCAGGGAGGGGGCACCCACACACAAAUUUGCCCCAUCGCCCAUCGGCCCAAGUCACUUGAGGUGCCUGCGGGGUUUAGCAGGUGGAGUCGGCUGCACCUGGGCCAUGGGGCUGAAGUCCUCACUGUCCCUGGCAGCCGGGCACUCUGGGCCACUGUGCCCUUGGCUUUGGGACAGAGGGCCUGUGUCCUGCCGAGGCAGCAUCUUUCUGUCCCUGGUCAGCACCCUCCCUUCUUGUGGGCGGUGUCCUGGGCCCUGGCAUUGGUCUUGCUCCCGGUCUUGGUUAGCAGCUGCGCCAGGUCUCGUGUGGUGCCAGGCCUCCAGCACCAGGUCAGGACUCAGGAGGUCGCGGCCAUGGAGGCUGUCCCUGGAGCCUCAGGGCCACAUGGGCCCCCUCACACCCUGAGGGGUGACAUGCCGUGUCCCAGCCCCACUCAGGGGCCAUCUCUGAGCCCGCAUCUCGGGUGCCUGAGCCGCUGGCACAUGUGGCCCUGGGAAGCGCGGAGUUGGGGGUGGGGACGCCCACCGGGCCCUGUUGGGGACACGACCUGGUUGUUGCCAAACGCUGCUCCUACUGCCUCGCUCUCUCUCUCGCCUUCUCCCCACCUCGCCACGCUGCCUGGGUAAAGUUCUGGGGUUCCAAGCAGCAGCCAGAGCCGGUAAGCCGCGUCUGUUCUCACACACGCCCCCUGGUCUGUGUGGGCAUGUGCCCUGCUCUGAGCUGUCGUUCUGCGGCCUGUGU
Molecule: messenger RNA, 1724 nt
Organism: Phacochoerus africanus (Common warthog)
Lineage: Eukaryota; Metazoa; Chordata; Mammalia; Artiodactyla; Suidae
Gene: ARFGAP1
Product: ADP ribosylation factor GTPase activating protein 1
Exons: 10
Coding region: 215-1609 (464 amino acids)
Biological process (GO): regulation of endocytosis; regulation of ARF protein signal transduction
Cellular component (GO): Golgi membrane
Molecular function (GO): GTPase activator activity
Source: RefSeq, a predicted model, not a curated record